Messenger RNA from Cuscuta campestris, 2497 nucleotides. The record is from the annotation of a GenBank genome assembly. NCBI's taxonomy places the organism in Eukaryota, Viridiplantae, Streptophyta, Magnoliopsida, Solanales, Convolvulaceae.
AGAAAAGAUCAAAUUUUUUAUUUCAAGGCAAUUGAAGCCCAACAACCCCAGCGGGUCAGGCCCGUGCUUUUGCUGCGCUCCGUUGCCGUCUGGUAUCAUUCAUUCUCUUAUUCUUCUUCUCCAUCAAUCAACUAUAGUCUUGAAUCUCCCUCCAUUCCCCACUCCCAGAUUCCACAGAUUUCGUAUUGAUAGAGAUUUGGAGGAAAUCGAAUCUGCGGAUGAUCCAUGGCGCUCUCCAGGCUUCGUCAUCCCGUGGUCCUCCGAGCUCGCCUCCUCUCGUCUUCCUCCGCCUUCCGAUAUCAUUCUAGUUUCGUGGAGCUAAAUCCUAUUCCUGAAGUUACUUUAUCAAGGCCUAUACCUUUUCUUAUGUUCAAUGGAGUUGGUCACAAUUCUUCCAAGUCGAAGUUACCAAGUGGUUGCAGAUGUCUUUCAUCAGCAGAUAGUAUUUCCCAUUCUGUUCUAGCAAUGCCUGCUCUAUCACCUACAAUGAAUCAAGGAAAUAUUGCUAGAUGGAGGAAGAAAGAAGGGGAUAAAAUAGAAGCAGGGGAUGUGUUGUGUGAGAUAGAGACUGACAAAGCUACACUUGAGUUUGAAAGUCUCGAAGAAGGUUUUCUCGCAAAGAUACUAAUGCCCGAAGGAACAAAGGAUGUGCAAGUUGGCCAGCCUAUAGCCAUCACGGUGGAAGAUGCAGAUGAUAUACAGAAAGUACCUGCUACAUUUAAAGGUGUUUCAGAAGUUGACGAUGCGGCAUCACAACAAAUGGGAGAUGCGGUUCCAGAAUCAAGUCAAUCAACUACUGCAAGCAUUGACACAUCGAACCUUCCUCCACAUAUUGUUCUUGGAAUGCCAGCAUUAUCCCCAACCAUGAAUCAAGGUAACAUUGCUAAGUGGAGAAAACAUGAGGGGGAAAAGAUUGAGGUUGGUGAUGUUCUUUGUGAGAUAGAAACAGACAAAGCAACUCUGGAAUUUGAAAGCCUUGAAGAAGGAUUCUUAGCCAAAAUAUUGGCUCCUGAAGGUUCAAAAGACGUUGCCGUUGGGCAACCUAUUGCGAUAACAGUUGAGGAUGCAGAUGACAUUGAAUCCGUGAAGGCAUCAUCUAUCAGUGUUAGUAACGUCGUGAAAGAGCAGAAGCCUAUCCACCAGAACACUGCAAAUGGAAGUAGACAGCAGGAAAAAAGUUUUAACAGAAUUAGUCCUGCUGCAAAGAUGUUAAUUUCAGAACAUGGGUUAGAUGCCUUGUCAAUUCCAGCUUCUGGUCCUCGUGGGACUCUAUUAAAAGGUGAUGUUUUAGCCGUGAUAAAGCUUGGAAAAGGAACCUCCAAUGUUGCUUCUGUUAAAGAGGCAAUGCCUUCUUCAUCUCAGACCCACACCCUAACUGCAUCAGAAUCACCGGGACCGAAAUCUGAUCCCAAGCAACAAGAUUCUUAUGAAGAAUUGCCCAACAGUCAGAUACGCAAGGUGAUAGCAGCUAGGCUGUUGGAAUCAAAGCAAUCCACACCUCAUUUAUAUUUAUCUGCAGAUGUUAUCUUGGAUCCUCUUAUUUUCUUCAGAAAGGAACUCAAAGAAAAGUAUGAUGCCAAAGUCUCAGUAAAUGACAUCGUCAUUAAAGCUGUUGCUAUUGCGCUAAAAAAUGUUCCAGAAGCGAAUGCAUACUGGGAUUCCGUAAAAGGCGAAGUUGUUUUGUGUGACUCUGUUGACAUAUCUGUUGCAGUUGCUACUGAAAAGGGAUUGAUGACUCCUAUUAUUAGGAAUGCAGAUCAAAAAUCGAUAUCGGCUAUUUCCUUAGAGGUCAAGGCACUUGCUGAAAAGGCUCGAAGUGGAAAGCUAAAACCCAAUGAAUUCCAAGGCGGCACUUUCAGUAUUUCAAACUUGGGGAUGUUCCCAGUAGACCGAUUUUGUGCAAUCAUUAACCCCCCUCAGGCCGGUAUACUUGCUGUUGGUAGGGGGAACAAAGUUGUUGAGCUGAUUGUUGGUCCCGAUGGAAUCGAAAAGCCCGGUGUUUUCACAAAAAUGAACCUGACACUAUCUGCUGAUCAUCGCGUGUUUGAUGGGAAGGUUGGAGGUGCUUUCUUUGCAGCUCUGAACUCAAACUUCAGCCACAUUCAAAGGCUUCUGCUAUGACAGCUUUGCUUCAAUUUUGUUCAUACACAAAAGUAGUUGUACUUUCAUUGAAUCUCGGGUGGACUCGCUUCCCAAGGUUGUUUUUGGCGCGAUAGCCACGGGUUCAAAAAAUGGAAACACUUUCUUUAUACAAAUAAGGUAAGACUGCCCGCGUCGUAACUGUAGUGGAUCAUAGUGGGCAUAGGACCAUUUGCUGUUACAUUCUUUUUCAUCAUCAAGCAUAAGGUCCAAAUGGGGCAUUCCCAUUUCUAGAUGAUCAUGUAAUGGAUUAUAUCUUUGUUUCUAAAUGGAUGGGCAAAUUGCACGCCCCGGAUGUACAUACAUUCAGUUGCAGUUGCAUUUUUGUUACUAAGGUAAAUGAAGCUAUAAUCUUAGU